Molecule: messenger RNA, 1102 nt
Organism: Gryllus bimaculatus (two-spotted cricket)
Lineage: Eukaryota; Metazoa; Arthropoda; Insecta; Orthoptera; Gryllidae
Source: the annotation of a GenBank genome assembly
AUGAAGCGGCGGCUGGUGGCGGCGCCGACGUCGAGACCACGACCACGACCACGACGCACGACAACGACGACGACGUACGACAAACAGAGACGACGAAACGACAUUGCAACACGGACAACGACGAAGACAACGACGACGACGCGACAGACGACGACAAACGACGACGACGACGGAAACGACGAAGACGACGAUGCAACUACCACGACACGACAACGAGGGCGAAGACGACGACGACGACGACGACGACGACAACGACAACGUGGACAGGACUAUAACGGCGCGGCCGGCGGCGGAACCGGCCACCCGGCCGCGUCCUCGCUCCGCUCCGCGCCGCCCGCCCGCCGCGCCGAUGGCCGUCGCGGCGGCGGGCGCGGACGGCGGGGCGGCGGGCGCGGGGCGGCGGCGGCCGGCGGCGGGCGGCGCGGCGGCGGGGCGGCGGCGGCGGGCGCGGGCGGCACGCGCGCUGGAGCGGAGGCCGCCAUAAAUUCGCCGCCGCUGGCAGCGGAGACGGGAGAACGAGAAGAUUGCUGGACGGUGGUAGAGCACUUUGAGAAUAGACGCUGUAGCGGAAAACACAACAUUGAGUUCGUGAAGAUAUUUCAAGAAAAGUGGUGUGAAAUGAUGGAACACUGGCUAAAAACUGUGAUGUGAUGUGGCUGUAAUUACCAUUGGAAAUAACCGUUACAAUUUCGUUGUGCGUGAAAUGGUUAUAUUACGUUAUUUAAAGUCGAUACGUACCUAUAUACUUCUAUAAAGAACGUUCAAUAGGACUGUCAUGCCGCCAAUCUCUCGUCAUAGAGUCUCAAUGUUUGCUUCAUCUUUUGUUUACGUGUGAAACGCAUGAAAACACAGCCCGCAGGCAGCCGUAUUGUUCCAUGGAGCUCCCAGAUCACGGCCCCUACGAGCCCAUGCGCAUGCCGGCCUGCCGCGCGGCCAAGAACGCGCGAAGCUCCGUGGCGUCGAGCCCCGUGCGGCAGUCGCCCCAGCGGACCGUGCGCGUCUGCCGCAGCGAAGACGUCCACCGGCGACCGCGGCGCGCGCCGUCCUGCUCGGACGCGUCGCUGGAGGACGACGACGAGGACGACGACGACGACGACGACGA